Molecule: messenger RNA, 1613 nt
Organism: Phaedon cochleariae (mustard beetle)
Lineage: Eukaryota; Metazoa; Arthropoda; Insecta; Coleoptera; Chrysomelidae
Source: the annotation of a GenBank genome assembly
UUUGUGGUAGGUAUUGCUCACAAUACCACUUUACCGAUUCCCACAAAUAAAUAACGAUCUAUCUCAGAAGCAACACCAUGGACAAAGAAAUCGCCGACGCGAUUUUGGAGGAGCUGCUGUGCCCGGUCUGCGACCACUACAUGUGCCCCCCAAUCUACCUUUGUGUGACGGGGCACAGCCUCUGCGAAGACUGCUUCAAGAAGGUGAAGACGUGCCCCAAGUGCAGAGCUGCCAAGAGCAACAACGCCAGGAAUUACGCUCUGGAAGGGGUGCACGGAAAAUUGAACGUUCCCUGCAAGUUCGCCAUUUAUGGAUGCGACUUUAUACUGCCUGGGGAGGAUAUCAAGAAGCACCAGGUGUUUUGCAGCUAUGCCAGGGUCCACUGUCCUUUUAGAUUUUACGAUAAUUGCCAAUGGAAUCAAAGUAAGACGACUUUGAAAGCUCACCUCACCAAGAAGCAUUCGCUCAAUUUUUACCUCAAGGAUAAACAGAAGUUCCUUUCACGCAGUUUUACGGCCAUCGAGAAUUACCAUUACAUCUAUGCUGUCAUUUUUACUUACGAAGAAUUCUUCAGAUUAACAUGGGACUUGAACGAAACUACAGGAAUGACCAGAUGGGCUGUUUACUACGUAGGAUCCCCCGAAAAUGCCAAGAACUACUCAUACAAACUGGAAUUUUGCAAAGAUGAAGCGGUGUCCAAUUCCUGUCCACCCUUGACCUACAAGUCCGUGUGCAUUGCUAAACCAGAAAAAGAAGACCAGAAAUUUGUGGAGCAUCAUUGUUUCUAUGUGCACAAGAACUUGCUGCAGGACUAUUGCACCGAAGUAGGAGACCUCAAUUACAAAGUUUCCAUCUAUUGUGUGAAAAGAAUUGCGAAAAAAGUUGAUGUUGAUGCUUUUUUGGAUAGUAUCCAAAGUAUCUACAUAGGUGAUGAAAACAUUGAAAAAAGCGAUGAGACGUUAGACAAAACUUGGCCAAAUUGAUCUUUUUGAUGUAUUUUUUUCAUUAUUAUUAUUAUUCUUGAUCAACUGUGAUCUUUCAUGUCUCUUAGAGUUCAUUUUUUUGUCAAGGAAUGUGAAUUACCUGAAUGUAUCAAAAAGUCGUGAUAUUUUGUGUUUUUGUUAAUUUUAUCAGAGAUAAGUUAGUGGGGUAACUUAUCUCUGAUUUUAUCAUACGAUAUUCAUUUUUAGUUGUAAGAAAGUUCACAGGAAUCUGUUUUUUUUUGUUAUGAAACAGUAUAGUAACACAAUCUUUUUGUUCUAAACUUUAUUACUUUUAUAAGAAAUUAGAAGAAUAAAACCGAUUCAAUCGAUAAUACUAUAAUUUUUUCAAUACUUUCAAAAAUGGCCGUCUGUCAUUGAGAGAUUUAAAUAGGUAAUUCAUAGGUACUUUUCAUCAUUCAAAAUGAUAGCCAUCAUGAGAUGAAAGAUAAAAUAUCUAGAACCAUGACUUGAAAAUAGUAUAUUGAAAUAUAAUUAAAUGAAUCGAAGUCUUCAAAACAUGCAAUCCUUAAGCUUCUUCAUUUUAUUAGCACACUUUCAGAUCAUAAAUACUAAUAUUAUCAUUCCAGAGAAUAGAAAUAACAACUAAUAAUGUGAAAUGGACGAAUUUGU